UAGCAGACGUGUGCCAGCUAACGGUACAAUUAAUUGUAAUAUUAAAUUACACCUGUGAGUGCUUUACAACUAAAUAAUUAUCGCGACAAUGAAAGCGAUUUACUUAGUAUUUGUGCUGUGUUGUUGUGUGUGCUCUAAUUUUGGUGGACAAAGAAUGCUGCAGCCAGCAAAGUGGAGACCCGUCGCUGUAGCUGCGACAACGCUGGCACCAAUGGUUGCGCAACACUCAAGACAAGCGCGGAGGAGUGAGCAAACAAAUGCAAAGCUCAAUGAAACAAACAAUGAAACUUCGCCGCUUUUAGUGAAUGGCACUGAUGUUAUGAGCGAAUUGGAGAAAGAGGAAUCUUUGGCAUCGUACGAUCAUAAGCACAGAGUUUUGUUGGCGGUGCAAUCGGAUGUGAAAGUGCGUGAUACGACUAAGCAGAAAGAAAGGCUUCGUAAUUUGUCGCUGAAAAACGAUGCAUCGGAUUCACGAAAACGCUUUAAGAAGCCAUCCAAAAGCCAUCCAAAAGAACUCAUGUCAAAAUUUCAUCGUACAAACGAAGAUAUGCAUUCAAGCUUCGAAGAAACCGAACCAGUCGUUGACGUGGCGUCAAUACCUAUAAAGUCAAAGAGACCUCAAACCAACACUGUGAAAAAGAAUCAACGUCUUGCGAGUUUUCAAAUAAUUGAGUGCGGGGACAUUCCAUAUAGUGAAGCAUUGUUGAAUUCGGCUUUCGUCGAUGAUAUGGAAGGUGUGAAAAGCAAAAAUCAAGAGCAAAAGCAAAAUAAACCAAAACUUUUGUCUGCGGCCGAUGUUGAAGAUUUACUCAAGUUACAACGAAAACUCCUUAAGUCGCGUCGGAACCAACUAAAGAUGAUGCCACGUUAUCACAGGUUUCCCCCUUAUAUUAGGCCAGCAAAUCUAGCAGCCUACAAUCGUUUUAACUUUAAUAAUCCCUGCAACCACUUUGACUACAAUUACUAUUUUGAUCCUAUGAGUGAGGUUGAUGUACCAACUGUGGAAUACAUUUGGGAAGAAAAUGACGAUGCCGCUGAUAAUAUUGCAGAUCUCAUAAAUAAGAACUUGCAGGGUGGAGAAUGAUGGAAAAUGGGUAUUUUUUAAACGCAAUAAUUACGUC
Anastrepha obliqua is the source of this 1121-nucleotide messenger RNA. RefSeq lists its product as uncharacterized. The transcript is spliced from 3 exons. The record is from RefSeq and is a predicted model, not a curated record. The coding region runs from base 89 to 1084 and encodes 331 amino acids. NCBI's taxonomy places the organism in Eukaryota, Metazoa, Arthropoda, Insecta, Diptera, Tephritidae.